Molecule: messenger RNA, 622 nt
Organism: Caenorhabditis sp. 36 PRJEB53466
Lineage: Eukaryota; Metazoa; Nematoda; Chromadorea; Rhabditida; Rhabditidae
Source: the annotation of a GenBank genome assembly
AUGCCUUAUCAGAGUUGGUUUGAGUUUUACGCCGGAAAAUGUCAUUUAAGAAGAAACUGUAAGUAUAGUUGUUCAAGAAUGUUGUAAACAAAACAUUUGCCCUUUUCAGCAUAUGAGUGGUUGUGGUCAUUUCUGUUCAGACUGUGCAUGGACCCGCGAGCGUGCUCAAUCAUCACUUUUAUAGGUGGACAUGCUUGCCGCCACAUGCCUAGUCACCAGUUUUUAGGUGAUGGGUUGAAGUUCCGAAUUAUCAAUGUUCAAACGCUGGCUCUUCUCUAUUACUUUCCAAACGACACAUUUGUGUUCACAGACCAGGUUGACAACGCUUUGAAUAAUUUAUUUUUGUCAAAUUUUAUUCAGGAAAUUGUGCACUUGUUCAGAAGGGCACUGGCACGUAAUCAAGCGAUCUGCAACUGCUGGGCGACGAGUGAAGUACAAACCACAAGGGUGAUAAACAGCAGAAAUUUUAGAUAACGAUGUUUACGACUUCACUUCAUUGCGAGAGAACGAAAUGAGCGUUUAUUCUGGAAUGAACAUGGAACAACUGCUCGACUAUGCGUACUGUGUUGCACCUCCGAGGGAAAUGACGAGAACUGAAAAGGGUAACUCCUCGUCGGAAUGA